Molecule: messenger RNA, 2152 nt
Organism: Cryptotermes secundus
Lineage: Eukaryota; Metazoa; Arthropoda; Insecta; Blattodea; Kalotermitidae
Gene: atms
Product: RNA polymerase II-associated factor 1 homolog
Exons: 10
Coding region: 132-1742 (536 amino acids)
Biological process (GO): transcription elongation by RNA polymerase II
Cellular component (GO): Cdc73/Paf1 complex
Molecular function (GO): RNA polymerase II complex binding; chromatin binding
Source: RefSeq, a predicted model, not a curated record
CUGUCAGUGCUGUUGCUAACGUGCAAUAAUAGGCGGAAGAAGUGGGAGUAUUGAUCUGAGUGGAAGUUAAAUAAAGUCAUUUGAUGUGAAUGUUUGUGAAAGGAGUCUAAGUGUUUUAGUAUUUUAUAGUAAUGCCUCCAACAAUUCAAACUACUUUAAGCCCCGACAAACGUCCGACAAGACCUGGAGAGAAACGAUCUGAGUUGGUGUGUAGAGUUAAAUAUUGUAAUACGCUUCCAGAUAUACCCUUCGACCCAAAGUUUGUAACGUACCCCUUUGAAUCCACAAGAUUCAUCCAGUAUAACCCCACAUCAUUGGAGCGCAACUAUAAAUAUGAAGUUUUAACAGAACAUGAUCUUGGAGUCACUAUUGAUCUUAUCAACAGGGAGACUUAUUCCAUUGAUCACAUUGUCCAGUUGGACCCUGCAGACGAGAAACUUUUGGAAGAAGAUGUUCUCACACCACAGGACUCAAAAAGAUCACGUCAUCAUGCACGAAGUGUGUCAUGGCUGCGGAGAACUGAGUAUAUCUCAACAGAGCAGACACGCUUUCAGCCUCAAACUAUGGACAAGGUUGAAGCUAAAGUGGGUUACAGCAUCAAGAAGAGCUUGAAAGAUGAAACACUGUACAUGGAUCGUGACAGCCAGAUUAAAGCCAUCGAGAAAACAUUUGAAGAUUCCAAAAAGCCAAUUGACAAGCAUUAUAGUAAACCAAAUGUUGUGCCAGUGGAGGUUCUGCCUGUGUAUCCUGACUUCAAGGUUUGGAAGUACCCAUGUGCACAGGUUAUAUUUGACUCAGAUCCAGCUCCUGCAGGUCGAUCUGUUCCUGCACAGAUUGAAGAGAUGUCUCAGGCUAUGAUCAGGGGUGUGAUGGAUGAGAGUGGCGAGCAGUUUGUGGCAUAUUUCCUGCCUACUGAGGAAACACUAGAGAAACGUCGCAGAGAUUUUAACAACUCGGUGGAAUAUGAGGAUGAGGAGGAAUAUGAAUACAAGAUGGCUCGAGAAUACAACUGGAACGUGAAGAGCAAGGCAUCAAAAGGCUACGAAGAAAACUACUUCUUGGUCAUACGGCAAGAUGGAGUAUAUUACAAUGAGCUGGAAACUAGGGUACGUCUGAGUAAGCGCAGGCAGAAGAUUGGUCAACCACCAAACAACACACGUCUUGUAGUGAAACAUAAACCACUCAAUGCACAGGAAUUCCGCAUGCAGCGGUACAGAGAACGUCAGCUGGAACCACCAGGAGAGGAAGAAGAGGAGGAUGAGGAAGAAGAGGAACAAACUCAGGAGGAUGCUGGUGACCAAGAAACUGCAGUCACCAAUGAACAAGAUGAUGCUAAUAAGUCAGAUGAAGAGAAGGAUGAGGAGGCUGAAGCCAAUGCUGAUGGUGGUGCUGAUGCUGAGGGAGACAGAGAAGGAGAGCAGAGGAGUGGCAGUGAGAAGGCAGACAGUGACCAGGAAGAGGAAGCUGAGAAGAGUGAGGCUAGUGCUAAGGAAGGCAGUGAUGGAGGUGGAAGUGAUAGUGAGGAUGAACAAGCCCAGUCAAAGAGUUCUGGUUCCCGCAGUUCAUCCCCGUCCAGUCAGAAGUCUCGAUCACCAUCCCAGUCCAGAUCCAGAUCCCGGUCCCGGUCCCGAUCACAUUCUCAGUCUCACUCAGCAAGUCCCAAUAGGAGUGGCAGUGGCAGUGGACAUGGUAGCAGUAGUGCCAGUGGCAGUGAGAGUGAUAGUGGUGACGGUGAGAAGUGAGUGAGUGGCGAGUGUGUAUUUUACAGUGGACAGUGACUGAACUGAAUUUUGUCUAUAAAACCUUUAUCCUGUUAAAUAACCACGUAAUAGUGUGCAUAUAAACACUCCUAAUGUUCACAUCAUGCGGUUUUAAAUUUCUUGUAAAUAGCUGUUCAUAUAAAAAAUAGCAAAACAUCCAUCUCUUAACUGAAACAGUUUUCCUUGUGAUGGUUAUGUAACAAGAUAAAUAUAAUAUUUCAAGUAUUAUGACAUACCCAGUAAUUUUCAGGAAGUAUACACCAUAUUUGAUAAAAAUCCAUUAGGAGAUUCAGAAGAUGAAAAAAAAACUGACAUGGACCAACACAUUUCUUAAUGUUCUGAAGAACUUGUAAAUAUUAAAUUCACCCACACAGUAAAAUCCUAUCCUACUA